AUGGCUUCCAUCGUCCAACACUCCCCUCCGGUGCACUCGCCACCGGGCCCAGACACCAAGAGACCCAAGGGCAUCCUGAAGAAUUCGAGCUCGACACGCAGCGUGCCGCGUGAAUUACCAGCAGUGGGCGUCGACACGGCCAUGACCGGUACAUCUGCCACGACGCCCGGCAGCUCCGCCAGUGACGCCGACUCCCGACGCCGCGAGCGGUCCAUGUCGAGCAAGGAGAUAACGAUUGAGAACACAAACUUCAACGCAGGGGCGCGGCGUUCGUCAUCGGCCGCCCGCCACGGAAGGCCCGGAUCGCGCCGGGCGUCGUCGGCAGUGUCCGAGGAGGAGGCAGGCGCUGGCCAGCGUUUGAAGUGGGACGAGGCGAACCUGUACCUGACGGAGCAGGAGCGCACGGCGACGAUGAAGAUUGACGAACCCAAGACGCCGUACGUACGACACUACGACCCGGGACAGGAGCCCUCCGACGACGAGGAUGACGACUCGUACCGGUUCAACAACGGUGGGGCCGACGGUCCCUUCUCCUCCGCCUCCGUUUCACGGUCCGACGGCACCGCUCCGUCCGCCUCCCGCCGCCCGGUAAUAGAGGACGAUAUCCCCGGCCUGUCACUCGGCGAGCCGGAGGAGGCCGUCCCCGACAGGCAGUCGUCCUCGCCAUCGCCCUCGUCGCCCAAGAGGGCCCACGUCGAUCACGGCAGCGUGGGCGGACACGAUGCCGACGACGCCGAGUUGGCAGGCCUGUCGCCCGAGGAGCGAGAGAAGCACAUUCGCUUCGAGCAGGCGCGCAAGAGACACUAUGAGAUGAAGAACGUAGCCCAGCUGUUGGGUAACCCGGAUGCCCUGCCGGACGAUGAGGAGGAGGAUGAGGACGGUCAGAGUGAGCCGCCGCCUAUGCCGCCUUUGCCCGAGGGCCUCAACGGGAGCAAGUAG
Messenger RNA from Geosmithia morbida, 939 nucleotides. RefSeq names its product protein phosphatase inhibitor 2. Gene Ontology annotation, molecular function: protein phosphatase inhibitor activity. Bases 1 to 939 code for a protein of 312 amino acids. Gene Ontology annotation, biological process: regulation of signal transduction. The transcript has a single exon. Lineage: Eukaryota; Fungi; Ascomycota; Sordariomycetes; Hypocreales; Bionectriaceae. The record is from RefSeq and is a predicted model, not a curated record.